GAAUAAUAGACAAAAACAAUUUUUACUCCUUGAUCUUAUGUAUCUAAUUCGAACAUUGUCAAAUAAAUGCAGUAAUGUAUUUGUGAAGGUGGGAGUUAUGUUAUACCAUAGGUAGAUUAAGAAACACAAAUAAGGGAAUAUGGAGAAGGUAACAAAAGAAAGAGAGUAGAAAUAGUGUGGAACUACUGGUCGGUCUAAAAUGGGAUAUUAAAUUUUGGAGAUAGACAAGGGUGAGAAAAGUGGAUGGUGAGGUGAUAAAUGAAACGGCACAUGUAGAAGAUAUGUUGUCCUCUUAUAAUUAUUACAAUUACAAUAAUGUAGUUCCGGUGGUUGCACCUCCACAAUUAUAGUUUCGUCCGACCCCCGUGACCCGCAUGAUGAUUCCUAACACUCAUAUCAUAUAGCUUCAUGUUUUCGUCAUUUUCAUUUAUCAAAAGUUUCAGGUAGCUGUAUACAAUUAGCUUUCAUUGUCAAUAUUAGAGUUUAAGGUCUUCUAAAUUUCUGAACAACGUAUCAAACACUACGAGUAAAAUGGAGUCUUUACUAUAUCUUCGUUGAAAGCUAAGCCAUGUAUCUUGCAGACUGUUUUGUCUGUUUGUUCGGUUUGUUCCCAAUAGAUUUCAUGCAUACACAUAAGGCCAUAAUCCAUUCAUAAUGCUUUCACAUUAGGGAAAAAAUGUGGCUACUAUUUGCCAUUGUUUAAUGUCAAACAAAUCGGCUAUGCUAUUACACACCGAUAACACUGUUUUUUUUUUGUUUAAGAUGAAAAUACUUAUCAAACACACGUACCAUUUUGAGACUACGAAAGGUAGAUUUCAGCGAUAAGCAUGGAAAUAUAUUGGAAUUACGUGCACACUUAGAAAUGAAUGUGUUUGGUGUGGACUGAUUGAAUGUUAAUCUGUUGGUUCAUCACAGUCUGGUUAGGAACACGUUACACUAAAACACAACUCUCUCAAAGUCAAAUUCGGAUCUUUUGCUUUAUUUACUAAACUUGUAUAGUUGUAUCAGGUUGAUAUAAAAUAGUAUUCCACAUCAAUAUAUAUAUGCAAGUAAAAACUAAUUGGAUUCUAACACUACGUACUUUAAAAAAAAUCAAAUAUAAAUAAUAAAAAGGUUAGCACUAACUAAGUCGUCUACUAAAUAAGCAGAUAAAAUAUGGUCUCCCGCAAUCUUAUAUAAUUAGUAGAUAAUUUGUUCAUUAUUAACAUUUUCAUUAUAUAUCUACACUGUAUAUUGUUUACAGUACACGAAUAGUGUUGCAAGGAAAAGUAUGACUUUUUUUGUUUUCGAGUUUUCAAAAGAUUUGGUGCAUUUCCAACAUAGGCUCAACAUUUUGUUUAUUAGAAUAAAGAAUUUGAAUGAAUGUUUACAUUUCGUUAGUCAUGGUCAAAGACACUUAGAAAGACUCUUCUACAGUCAAUUAAAGUAUGAUACUCUAUUUGAUCUCAAAAGAGAGAUCUUAUUAAAUAUUUUCUCAUAUUAGCAAGUCGCAUUGUGGAUGUGACUUUGAUCUAAUAUACACCAUAGAAUCGAGUCAAAUCUAAAACUAUACAACUUGAACUAAAUGUGAGCUUCCUAAGGCAUUAAAAAUCAAAAGCAUUACCGAACUUGAAAACCAUUGUGUGUACUACUUUCGAUUCUUUGUUGUACAUUUUACAUUAUGUAAGGACCGAUGCUGCUUGGAACUCUAACCUUUUGGUUGCAGGGUUGGGAUGGGUUCAAUUGCUACGGGAGGGAAAUCAAUCCUUCAAAGAUCGCGCAGCACAUGUUGGGUCUGCUCUUAUGGCUGAAGCCCUAGCUUUGCGGGAAGCGGUCGCCACCUGCAAAAGAAUGGAGCUGAAGAAGGUCAAGUUUGAGUCGGAUUCUGCUCAACUGGUCUCGAUUAUAAACGCAGGAGCGAGGGUUGCGGAGCUACAUGGCGUUGUUGCAGACAUUCUUACGUUAUCUCUAUCUUUUGAAUUUGUUGCGUUCGUAUGGAUCCCUCGAGAGAGGAACACCAUUGCUGAUUUAUUGGCCAAGAACGCUAUUAAUGCAUCUGGUCUCUUGCUUGUUGAGGGUGCCUUUAAUGGCCCCAACUAAACAUUGCUAAUCAAUUUAUUACGAGUUUCAAAAAAAAAAAGAUUAGUAAACAAGAUUUCAACAAUUAAAUAUUUUUCUAUAAAAAUAAAAGUAUUGCAAAUACAAAAAAAUACUAUUAUAGUCUCUCUGUUAUCAAUAAAAUUUAUAUUUGUCCGCUUUGUGUUGAAUGAUUCUCAUAUAAAUCUUGUUGAUCACAUCAUCAACAACAAUAUCGAUCACUCGCAACAUAAUAUUUGUGAUGAAAAAUUGACCUCUGAAUUGUAAAUAUCAAAGAUUUGUAAACAUAGAAGUUAGUUAUUCAAAGAAAAAAACCCAAUAUUGAAAAAAUGGGUUUAAAAUUCCAUUUAUUUGAACCGGUCUUACUGAAAGACCACCUAUAAUAUUCUCCUUAACUCGAUUGCUAAACUAUUUUCCGCAAUUUUUAUCUUACCUUUUGGUACGUAGGAUAUAUCGGAUUGACUAUUAUACCUAAUUAAUUUUAAUUUCUUUGACUUCCACCAAAUUUUUUACUUCCCUUGCUUUCUUUCAUGUUACCUCCUCUUCGAGGCUAUAACUCAUAGGUCUCCCCCUAGAUAUUACUAAGCCUUUCUAUAUCAUUCCGAGCUCCAUAGUUGCUGGAGAUCUCUCUCUCUCUGACCCUCACUUUUUCUAUAUCUUUGAUCUUUAAUGGUUUUAUUCAUAAUCUCAGCAGCUUAAUGUCAAUCAAACUAAGUAUAGUUCUUUGCCUGAUUAUUUUUACCGUCACGUCAUUUUAUGGCGACGGUAGAACUCUUUCAGGGAAACAUGAUCAUAACUCAUCAUCCCUUUCCGGUUUUAGCUUCCAAGAUUCUAUGCACGUUUCUUCUUCCACAAGCAACGAUUGUGGCUUCUCCUCCACUGAACAUGAUCCUGCCAAGGAUCAUCCCAAAGAAUCCAUGAAGUUUCAGCUACGGCGCCGGGAGAUUAAACAAGAAUCAACGAGAACAACACAUUCAGUUGUCGAUCUCAAAAUCCAAGACCUCACAAGAAUCCAGAUGCUUCAUGCAAGGGCUAAGAAAGCCAAGAACCAGACUCACAAGAAGGAGAAGAAGGAGAUUACAUCGGUUAUUUCUCCAGAGGCUUCACCAGGGCAGCUUGUAGCGACACUUGAGUCCGGUAUGACGCUUGGUUCUGGUGAAUACUUCAUGGACGUGCUUGUGGGGACACCACCAAAACACUUCUCACUGAUUCUUGACACAGGAAGUGACCUAAACUGGCUCCAAUGCCUUCCUUGCCACGACUGUUUCCACCAACACGGUCCAUUUUAUGACCCGGAUACGUCUUCUUCAUUCAAGAACAUAACAUGCAAAGACCCUAGAUGCAGCCUCAUCUCAUCGCCUGAACCUUCAGUACCGUGUGAGUCAAGUAACCAAUCCUGCCCUUAUUUCUACUGGUAUGGAGACAGAUCAAACACAACUGGAGACUUCGCGGUUGAGACAUUCACAGUUAACCUCACGAAUACUAAAGGAGGAAGCUCAGAGUACAAGGUGGAAGACAUGAUGUUUGGGUGUGGACAUUGGAACAGAGGUCUCUUCAACGGUGCUUCAGGUCUGCUAGGGUUAGGAAGAGGACCACUUUCUUUUUCUUCUCAGCUUCAGUCUCUCUACGGUCACUCCUUUUCUUACUGCCUUGUAGACAGAAACAGCGACACUAACGUGAGCAGCAAGUUAAUCUUCGGAGAAGACAAGGGUUUGCUAAACAACCCUAAUCUGAACUUCACAUCUUUCGUGCACAACAAGGAAACUUCCGUUGAGACGUUUUACUAUCUACAAAUCAAAUCCAUUCUAGUCAAUGGCCAAGCUCUUGACAUACCUGAAGAAACAUGGAACAUCUCAUCAGAUGGAGCUGGUGGAACCAUCAUUGAUUCAGGUACAACCUUAAGCUACUUCGCCGAGCCAGCAUACAAGAUCAUCAAGAACAAGAUUACAGAGAAAGUGAAAGAGAAGUACCAUGUGUUUGAAGACUUCCCGAUCCUAGACCCUUGCUUCAACGUGUCUGGUGUAGAGGAGAGCAACAUGGAGCUGCCUGAGCUCGGGAUUGCUUUCGCAGAUGGAGCAGUUUGGAACUUCCCUGCAGAGAAUGUCUUCAUUUGGUUGAGUGAGGAAGUGGUUUGCUUGGCGAUACGAGGAACUGCUGAAUCUGCCAUGUCGAUCAUUGGGAACUACCAGCAACAAAAUUUUCAUAUACUAUAUGAUACAAAGAGGUCUAGGUUAGGUUUUGCACCCACAAAAUGUGCAGAUAUAUAAACCUAAGUUCUUGUGGAUUGAUCUAAUACACAUAAAGAAACUGUACACAAAGGUAACAUAUGAAGAUCCUAUUGUAUUUCAUUCAUAUUCAAAUAACAAAGAUCCUAUUGUAUUUCAUUCAUAUUCAAAUAACAAAGUAACACAUUAAAGUAGAACCAAGACUUUAUUUUCAUGUGCGAUUACAAGCAAAUCCUGCUGCUUUAUAUAGUUUUGUUGAUUAUAGUAUAUGCAUUUUAUAGUAUAAAAAAUUAAAUUAAACCGACUCCACUGGGGAUCGAACCCAGAAUCUCUGGUUUCGUAGACCAGCGCCUUAUCCAUUGGGCCAUGGAGUCAUAUUUGUGAUAAUGCAUUGUUACUAAGAAUUUAUCUCCAAUGUAACAUCACUUACAUAUUUGCCACAGUGAAGAUCAAUACACAAUCAGUACAUAACUGUCUCGUUCAGCACAUUUUUUUGUAUGUCAAAUUCCAACAACUAGGACAGAAAUGAAGACAAAUGAUUCAGUUGAUCAACUAUUUAGAAUGGCUGAAGAGAGUUGUCUUCUUAUCUUAUAUUAGAUUUGGAGUAUUUUGAUUUUCUGAUCAAAUUCAAAUGACACUUGUCAACUUACAACAACCCAUAUGAAUUCAUUAUGUAUAUCACCAAUGGUUGGGGAAGAAUGUUAACAAAUGAGGAUCAAUAAUAGCAUAAGUUGCACACAUGGGAAAACUAUAUGUUGAAUGUAUUUUUAAUUGAUCAAGUAAUCAUUGUCUUUUCACUUUCCAUCACAAUCCCUUAAGAAAGUCACAAGUAAUGCAAUAGAUCAUUAUGAAUCACAAAACUUGGGAGAAUAAUACUGAGCAAGAAUCUAACACAAAGGAGGUGUAAGACACGUGAAGAGAACGUGCAUGAUCACAUGGCGGCAACAACAAUACUCUCAGGAAACCGGCCAUUCUUCCUCUGCAAAUAACCUGGCCAUUGCCUGUAAACCCCACCCACCAUCGACCAAUGAGACCUCGACCACAAUGCAAGUGCAACUUUUUAAAUAAUACUUAGGAUCUAACGGUAAGUCACCAUAUCACAAACAUCCUUUUUAAAAUAAUUAUAUAAUCAUUUAAAAAGGUGAUAAGAUUUAUUUUAAUUUGGCAAAGGAGAAAUAUAAACUUUAUCCAAAAGUUAUGCUUCAAAUAAAGCCUCCAUCACAGGCUUUUCCUUUAAUCUAUUACCACUGCUCAUGGAUUCAUGAUCUCCAAGAAAGGCACAUUGGUUUCUUUACUUAUGAGUUGUAACAUUCCCCAUAAAUAAAAUAUAUUCCAUCACAAUAUAAUUUCCUAAAAUACGUGUUCAUAUUACACUUUAGUAAAGUAACUAUUUUCUGAAACAUUAUUGAAAUAAAAAGUAUAAUUUUUUUUAAGAAAACAAAGUAAUAAUAAUA
This is a messenger RNA of Brassica rapa (field mustard), 5755 nucleotides long. Its product is annotated as aspartic proteinase nepenthesin-2. The record is from RefSeq and is a predicted model, not a curated record. NCBI's taxonomy places the organism in Eukaryota, Viridiplantae, Streptophyta, Magnoliopsida, Brassicales, Brassicaceae. Gene Ontology annotation, biological process: proteolysis. Gene Ontology annotation, molecular function: aspartic-type endopeptidase activity.